Electrophorus electricus (electric eel) is the source of this 1360-nucleotide messenger RNA. It is a transcript of the gene cdkn2d, whose product is annotated as cyclin-dependent kinase inhibitor 2D (p19, inhibits CDK4). Gene Ontology annotation, cellular component: nucleus. Lineage: Eukaryota; Metazoa; Chordata; Actinopteri; Gymnotiformes; Gymnotidae. Gene Ontology annotation, molecular function: protein binding. The record is from RefSeq and is a predicted model, not a curated record.
AUCACUGGGGUGUUCCCAAGCGCGCAAAUUAAAGGUACUACCGCCUAGAAACACAUAAAAUUAUUUGUUUUGAUUUAUAUAAAACGCGUAUGCGUAAACAUAUAAGGGGUAGAGAAGCUAGCUAACGGUCAGUACAUCGAUAAACGACGGACUAAAACUGAGUUUAGGGGUUGAAAUCAGGCGCAGCGAUGGUACUGAGUGAGAACGACGCAGGUAAGAGACUGACUUCUGCGGCAGCUAAGGGAGACGUCGCGGACGUGCGACGGAUGCUGGAGGAAUGCAGAGUUCAUCCAGACACCAUAAAUGAAUUCGGGAAAACGGCCUUACAGGUAAUGAUGAUGGGCAACAACAACGUGGCUUGUCUCUUGUUGGAGAAUGGUGCCGAUCCAAACAUCCAGGAUAAUUUUGGGAUAACGCCAGCCCACGACGCUGCCCGAACAGGCUUCUUGGACACGCUUCAUGUCUUGGUGGACUAUGGUGCAUCUGUCAACAUACCUGAUAAAUCAGGGGCCUUACCUAUCCACAUCGCCAUUCGAGAGGGCUACAGAGAUGUCGUGGAGUAUUUAGCUCCACGGUCAAACCUCGGGCACCAGGACACACGAGGGGAUACUGCACUGGACAUCGCCAUGGCAACAUGCACUCCUGAUAUUGUAGAGCUGUUAAAACGGCAGUUAGAAUCGACUCUGGCUUGACAGUCAUUGGAAAAUAAUUAGAGUUCUAUAAAUUAAUCGUUUAAAACACAUCUAAUGUUCUAGGGCCCACUUCUUUGGAGUGGAUAUUUUUGUGUACAUGACUAGAUUACUACAUUUUUAUAUUGUUUAAUUGUUCAGUUGGAUAGUUAAUCCAGAAUACUAGAUGAAGAAUGUCGCAGCAGUUUUGCACAGGGCAAAGUAUCCAAAAUGGGGAUGAGGGGCACUUUCCCUCACCCAGUGAUUUGGGAGUUUGCCAUGCACAAUUGUAAGUAGCUCUUUUUCAUCCUUUUACAGCAAACAAUAACACAUACUGCACAGGUCUGUGUAGAAUAACUUGAACUGUUAACUUUUUAAAAAAUCUCAUGACAUUACUGUUGCCCUCAUUCACUUAUUGAGGUUCUGCAACAUGCACUGAUGACCUUGUAUUUACUUAGUUUGGUAAUGGUGUGUAUCAACAUUUUAGUGUUUGAUUUGUAUAUAACAUUUGAUGAAAUUAUUAACUUAUUUAUUGACAGAUUGUAAAUAUUCAUUUAUGUUUACUAUGACCUUUCUGAUGUUAUUUAUGAAGAUGCUUGUCAGUCCACCCUCCACCUUGUCCUGCCUCUUAAAAAGGGUGAACUGGUGUUGUUAUUUCAUCAGUUCUUUGAAUCACAAUUAAAUGCUUAUAC